AUGUCAACGAACAAUAUCGUGGUCGUGGGUGCGGGGGUAACUGGCCUCACCACAGCCCUAUUGCUCUCCAAGAAGCCGGCCAACAAGGUCACUGUGAUCGCGAAGCAUAUGCCUGGAGAUUAUGACAUCGAAUAUGCAUCCCCCUGGGCCGGUGCCAGCUACAUGCCGUUUGGUAAGAAGGGAAGCGACAAUGCCGAGUAUGAGCGGGCUACCUGGCCAGCAUUGCAGGAUCUUGCAGAGAAUCACCCAGAAUCGGGCGUUCACUUCCAAGAUAUCACGAUUCACAAUCGCCUCAAGGAUCAGAAUACUGUUACCGGUCAGUGGUCUGCAGAGUUGACAUCAGCCAACCCAUGGUUCAAGGAUUUUGUUCUCAAUUUCCAAAAUCUACCUCGUGACCAGCUACCACCCGGUAUUGACAACGCUCAAAGGUUCACCUCCGUCUGCAUCAAUCCCGCGAUCUACCUUCCCUGGUUGGUCAGCCAGUGUAUGAAGAACGGCUGUGUAUUAAAAAGAGCUUCCUUGAAGCACAUCGCCGAUGCAGCUGAGGCGCAUCAUUCUGGUAACAAGGCCGACGUCGUGGUCAACUGCACUGGCUUGGCUUCCCGUACUCUCGGUGGAGUAGCCGAUGACCAAGUCUACCCCGUCCGUGGUCAAAUCAUGAUCGUCCGGAAUGACCCUGGAUCUAUGACUUCUAUUUCCGGCUCUGAUGACGGCGGAGACGAGGUUUCUUAUAUCUUUCCUCGGGCAGCAGGUGGUGGCACUGUGAUUGGCGGAACUUACCAGAAGAACAACUGGGAUCCCCUGCCUGAUCCGAACUUUGCAAACAGGAUCAUGCAGCGCGCCCUCAAGCUUGAUCCACGACUCGUGAAAGAAGGACAGGGAGUUGAAGGUUUGGAUAUUGUAAGACAUGGCGUUGGCCUGCGUCCGGCAAGGACUGAUGGCCCACGGAUCGAGAAAGAUCAAGUGAAUGGCGUCAAAAUUGUGCACAAUUACGGCCAUGGAGGGUUCGGCUACCAAGUCUCUUUCAGCUGUGCUGAGAAGGCUGCCCGUCUGGUCAAUGAGAUUAUCCAUCAGACAGACCGAGCGAGGUUAUAG
This is a messenger RNA of Penicillium daleae, 1095 nucleotides long. Its product is annotated as FAD-dependent oxidoreductase. The coding region runs from base 1 to 1095 and encodes 364 amino acids. The transcript is spliced from 6 exons. The record is from RefSeq and is a predicted model, not a curated record. Lineage: Eukaryota; Fungi; Ascomycota; Eurotiomycetes; Eurotiales; Aspergillaceae. Gene Ontology annotation, molecular function: D-amino-acid oxidase activity; FAD binding.